Molecule: messenger RNA, 3128 nt
Organism: Lampris incognitus (smalleye Pacific opah)
Lineage: Eukaryota; Metazoa; Chordata; Actinopteri; Lampriformes; Lampridae
Product: metalloproteinase inhibitor 2-like
Exons: 5
Coding region: 312-974 (220 amino acids)
Biological process (GO): negative regulation of endopeptidase activity; negative regulation of membrane protein ectodomain proteolysis
Cellular component (GO): extracellular matrix
Molecular function (GO): protease binding; metalloendopeptidase inhibitor activity
Source: RefSeq, a predicted model, not a curated record
AAAAACACUCCCGAAAAACAGCUGCAGGGGAUCGAUAGAUGCACGCACGUCGAUAGGUUACCUCCAUCAACAAUUAAUCAUAACAAUCGUUAUUAUUGUGCAACGUAACCUUAUUCCGCAGCUGGUCCCCUCGCAGAUCUCGUGACCAGGGACCAUCCAUUACUGUUGACACCGCCAGGUCUCUCGGUACGCCGAAAAGAAAAGAAGGCUCCUGUUGGAUUUUAGCUCACAAGGCUUCGCUCGUUAACAAGGCAAGACAGUAAGAAAGAGCGAGAGAGAGAGAGAGAGAGGCCGCAUUGAAGGGGGGGAAAAUGCCGUUUUCCGUUAACGGCAUCCUUUGUACACUGGCGGUGUUGGUGCUGUGGCGGGCGGAGGAGCUGACAGAGGCAUGCAGCUGUGCUCCUGUACAUCCGCAACAGGCGUUCUGCAACGCAGAUGUAGUGAUUCGAGCAAAGGUGGUGGGAGAGCGAGAGGUGGAUUCAGGGAAUGAUAUCUAUGGGAACCCGAUCAAGAGGAUCCAGUAUGAGGUCAAACAGAUCAAGAUGUUCAAGGGGCCCAAGCAGGACAUUGAGGCGAUCUUCACCGCCCCUGUGUCUGCCGUCUGUGGCGUUACUCUGGACACCAGCGGCAGGAAGGAGUACUUAAUCUCAGGCAAGGCAGAGGCUGGUGGGCACAUGCAUGUGACCCUGUGUGAUUACAUCAUGCUCUGGGACUCCAUGAGCCCCACCCAGAAGAAGAGCCUGAGCCAGCGCUACCAGAUGGGCUGUGAAUGCAAGAUUGUGCGCUGUCCCUCCCUGCCGUGUGAGAUCUCUGCUCCUGAGGAGUGCCUGUGGACAGACCUGAUGAUUGAGAAGCAGGUGUACGGUCGCCAGGCUAACCAUUACGCCUGUGUCAAGAGGGCAGAUGGCUCCUGUUCCUGGUAUCGUGGUGUCGCCCCGCCUAAGAAGGAGUUCUUGGAUGCAGAGGACCCCUAGUCACUUGGCAUGUGACUUGCCUGACUGCCCACUGCACAGCCUGACGAAAAAGAUAUAUAAUUUCAUUAAAGUUGAGGUUAAAGCGAUAUUUGUGAACAGGCAAAGUGAUUUUUUUUUUCUUUGUUGAUAUGAGGCAAAGCCAAUGUGACUAAAGUAAGUUGCCGGUCUGAGAACAUCCUCCAGCUUCCGUCUUUAUGUAGUUAUUGCCUGCAAAUAUUUCAGCCAGAGAAGGCAGUAUGGGUUCCUUUCAACCCUUAUUGCCUCUCAAUGGGGUUCAAACAACCCAAAUCAUGUUGCUCAGCACUUUCUGGUUUUCCCCACCUUGACUUUAGAGCGUGGUGCUAGAGGCUGUUCUCAGACACAACAUCUCUGUGUUAUAAAAAGAUAAAUAAAUCCGCAUCAUAAGACAUAGACUGGUCAAGUGAUGAUGAUGAUGAUGUAACUUCCUCCUGAGGCUGGCGUCAGGAGGAUUUGAAUUCGAGAGAGAGAGAGCACUUCCUGCCCCACAAAGCUCUUAGCUCCGCUCUCAGAUGACACCAAUCAAUCUAUGGGCCGUGGAUGAGCGUUCGUUACCCAUUGCAUUUCUACUUUUAUUACCUCAUUCUCCAUUUUAUUCCAAAGCCAAAUUCCAAGUUGCCUUUUGUUAAUAUUGUCUCCCUCUUUCUGAACGAGUCAAUUUUUCAGAUUACUGCUUCUCUCAUCCUUUUUUUUUUUUUAAUGCAGGGACCAAUUAGGCUAAUGGCAAAGUAGGAUACCGAUGUUAGCUGAACGACAGUCACGUGAUUGUGUCUUUAAAGAAAACACAAUGAAACAAUGCAUUUUGAUUCAACUCGCAUGGCUUAUCCUGCCUGGUGGUGGUGGUAGUAGUGGUGGGGGUGGGGUGGGGGAGUAUCGCAGUUCCAUCUGCUGAAAGUCCUUACUUGCAUUCUACAAAGCUAGAUUCGAGCCGUAGCCUUUGAACCAUCGUAAGGUCUCACUGGACCAGUCUAUGCUGUGUGAAAGUGAAGUGGAGCUCUUGAAAAAUUCAACACCUGCUCACGAGGUCUAGAACGCCCCACGGCCCGAUCUGAAAGGUCCUUUUCCUCACCCUCAUCCCUCCAUCCCCCUCCACUUCUCACAUCCCCCCGCCCGAAGUAAUUGUUUUAUUCCUGUCUAUCCUCCACUAGAUAUGUAGCUGUACAGUACCUAUGCAUAUACUUUUGUUGUUAUUUGAUAAUUAUUAUUUACAGCAUUAGAACUAGAUUUGCACUUUUUGAGGAUGAGUUUCAGUAAAAAGACAGAGCCUGAACAUGUGGAUGUGAUGCUAAUUAUCAUUCCCCAGAUGGACAGAUCCACCUCAGGUGCAGAGUUUGCCUAUUUUGAGUGCUUUUGGUGAUGCGUAAUUACCCAUAAAUAAAUUUUUUGCAGCUUAUUCUCGGUACCUUUGUCCAAGGAGAUAAAGUUAUACUUGUUGGAAGAAAGAAAAAAAAAGCUAGUAGAGUGUGAGCGGGACUGGUAUGAGGGAUCUUUUUGCAGAACAUAUGUGUGAAAGGGAGAAACAAAAAAGAGCUUGUGGGAUGUUAGACGGUGUCUUCGUAUUAUCUGUAAAACUCUGAUUGUAAAUGCAAAUGGCAAUUUCUUGAUUCGCUGAUAUAUUCUUGUGGCCCGUUCGUUUCAUGAGUAAUAAGGUCUUCACAUGCUUAACGUUAGCGCACUGCUUCGACUCUCGUCUCUUCCCAUUAUUAAUGAAAGCUUUAUAGCUGCCUAGAAAGCCAGUUACCCAAUGGGAGUUUACAGUGCUGUUUUAUACACACCUCGGACAUUACAUUAACAAAAUAAGAUAUGAACUAUUUACAGGCAUAAUUUAAAAGUAAACUCGCCAUUUUUCUAUUUCUUUGUAUCCCCCCCCCCUUCAGUGUUAUAACUGUCAUGAUUUUGGUGUUUUCGCUGUCUUUGUCUGACGUCUAGCUUUAGUGUCGAGUCAAGAAGGUCCUCUUGCGCUGGAGUGACGUGAGAGCGAGAGAAAUAAAUCCGACGGGGUAGUUGUAGAGAUUGACAGAUGGGUACUUUUGUGUGACUAGAGGACUAUGCAUGUGUUUAAUGCUUCGUGUAAGUCCAGGCGAUGGACAAAAUAUUCAGUAUUAUCAAAUAAAAACAAAAAAACCCACCCCAAAA